AAUAAUAAGUGCAUUCGUUAUUAUUAUGCCAAAAUUAUUAUUUUUAUGAAUAUUUCCAUAUUGCUAACGCGCAUGCGCGAGCGGCAAUCGCAGCCUGAAUUCGCGUUGUGAGCUUGGCUACUCUAUUCUAAUUACUAAUUUCCACGCAUUUCUGCAUUUCUGCGCUAUUUCGCGAUAAAAUUGCCAUUCGAAAAUGAUGUCCACAUCCCUUUUCCAUGAUUUCCCUUAAACCGUCACAUUUCCUUAACAUAACCUACCAACAGAGUAAUUUUUGAGCAAUUUUGCCCAAGUACUGUAGUAACAACAAUAACAACAAUGUUACUCAUUAUAAGACCCAUAACCUCUACACUCCACUACUCUACUACAAUUCUACAAUAAUUCCACUUCUUCUUGGACCCAUAAUUAUAUCUAAUCACAGAUAUAAAGAUACAUAUCUCUAACAAAAGAUAUGUCCUUAAUUUCCCAAAUAGUGUCCCAUUUUUUAAUUAAGAAUUGAUUAAUAAAAAUGUUGCACUCAAUGGGAGAACCGUCUCCGCAAGAUAUAUUGUCAGAAGUGAGGAAGUUCAUUUCUGGAGCGGUCAGACCAACCCAUGGCACGAGCACCCUUGACGUGACUCGUACCGCCUUGUCUCUCCUGAGGAGUGUACCUGCAGCUAGAGAUGCUGUACUCGAAUACUUUUGUAACGUGUUCUUCGUCGCUGUCACCAAACAUGUUCGCCAAAUCGAAACUAAAUUUUCACAGACAAAUCAAAAUAUGGCAAUCAGCGAAGAGACCAUCAUAGCAGAGAUUCACGCUGUUUUGAGCAGUUUCAUUAAUGGAAAUCCAGAGGCAUGGGCACCGAUCAUUUCUGCAUGGUCACUGGAAUUACUGGGUAAAUUGUCCUCCGACUAUGCAAAGCGUGGUAACUUGCCUGGCAAUGCCGGAAUCAACGAUUUUCUCCAACAAUGGAUGUCGUGUCGAGCCACUCGGACGUUGAUCGACAUCACCGCUCAAUGUCUUCAGUGUCUCAUGCAUUCCGACACGGAAUCUUGUAUCAAGGCGUUGCUGGACACCAGCGUGUUACACAGUCCUCACUUUGACUGGGUGGUUGCCCACGUUGGAAGCUGUUUCCCAAACACGGUCAUCACCAGAGUGUUGUCUUGCGGUCUAAAAGACUUCUGCAGCAUGGGUUACGAACACAACGUCAAGAAUCCUAAAUUGAAUUCAGUCGUUGGAAUCCUGGGACACCUAGCCAGCAGUCACUUUCAGGACAUCAGUACUGCCUUAUUGGACUUAUUCAAAUGGAGUUUGAAUGAGGACAUGACGGUCGACGAAGACACAAAGAAACAGAAAUUAGCUACGGUUCCAUUUCUUCUGAAUCUAGCAUCCCUCUCUCAGACUCUUCUAAAAGCAAUAACCAGCGAUGUGUUGCAAACCUUGAAACCAGAUAUAAUUCCACAAUUGGCCCUGUUUGCGGCAGACUGGUGCAAGUACUUCGACAACCAGCCAGAAGCUCUGAUAGACUUGACUGUGCAUCUGAUCUUAGGCUGCGAGCAAGGUGCAUCGCAGAUAAUAAAUAUCUUAUUGGACACUGCUUUAAACACCAGCAACGUUGGCUACCACAGUGUCAACGCAGCCCAAAGCGUAAAGAGUGUGUGCAGCGAAAUACUGGAGCUAGUGUUGGAAGAAAUCGAUCUUCUUCUAAGAACACAUGGGCCACAAUCUGCGAAUAUCGCUUUAUUGACCUCCAUCAAACAAGAACUGCCUGUCGUGUUGCCUCUGCUUCUCAACCAGAAUCCUCUACGCGUCCAAACUGCUGUCAGAUUGCUGUGCUUCCUCGGUAGCCAAAGCGCCAACCUAUUGAUAUCCGCAGCCUCAUAUAUGUUGAUCAAAGCAACAACCACUUUCCAUCUUGCUGCUCUGAUAAGACUCGUUUCGAACAAUGUCGUAGUCUUCCCUGCGAAUAAGGUCGAAGCAGAGAAUAUGUUAGCGAGUCAUGGCUACUUUGCUCAAGUAGUGGAACAAGCACUCAGGGAGAUAAAUUAUAAGAACGUUAUGGAGAAGCAAGAGAGAAGACAAUUUUUUCAGAACCUUACGAUACUGUUGCAAUGGGAGAAAUCGAACAAAGCAAUCAUCUUUCGAUCGAAGAUGAUCACGCAUGCUAUCAAAUCCAAUUUACAUCAGAUGUCCUCAUUGUUAACGAAGACAAGGGACUUUGAGCUAGCUAAUGACAUCGCAAAGAUGUUGGACUUGUUCAGCACAUCGGAGAAGGACAACUUUCUACCAAAUGUGGAGCUCGCUCUCAAGUUAACCAGAGCUGUGAUCCAGUACUUCUUUUUAUGCAUAGCGGAGGAUGAUGUUACAAAGAAGCAACAGAGCGUCAAGAUAGUUUGCCACUUGCUGAAGGAUUUGACCUGUUAUUCUCCAUGCGCUCGUGCAUUGGCGUUAAGAGAGAUUUUGACGUACAGUAUCAACGACGAUCCCGCCAAAUAUUUUGGAGCCAAAGAGAAGUUCGAACCGAAAUUCGAAGAGAUGUUGCUCUUACACCAGAAUCACAAACAGGUCACGAGCACGAUGUUAGCUCAAAAGCAUUCCUCUGUAUUCCACGCUGGUGUAAUUGGCCAUGGCCCGCGGAAACCACCGCCGGAAAACACGGUCGACAAAGAGACCAUCGCUCUAAAUAAAAUUCUACUGAUGGACGUCAUAAAGGCUUGCUGCAGCAACAAGGAAUCGGAACGAUACCCAGUGAACCUUGAUGCCUUGACGAUAGUCAGUUUACUGUUGGUUGAGAUCAUUUCACCCGAUGUCAUGUACAAUGGACUACCAUGGCCUGACGAAGAGUUUACAAAAGUCACCAUAGAGAGAGACUUACAAAUUCAUCGAAUGUUCAGAGACGUGCCCUUGUUGUGGACAUUGUUGGAGUUGACUGCUUGGUAUAGGCCAGCUUUAGCGUAUUGUUCGGUUUUAUUGAGAGGAAUCGCUGCUACUGUUAUGGCCAACUGGAACACGGAAGCAGGCGUCUCGCUGGUAAGCGUGAUGGCCCUUGGACAAUUACUGCCGCCGCCAUUGGCGAGCAUAAGGGACAUUUUGCCCGUUUUAGAACCCCAUCAGAUAAACACUAUAAUGAAGGAGUGUGUGUGGGCUUACAUGCGGGAGAACGUCCCAUCGCCAGCCCUAUUCACGCGCAACGAAGGAGCCAAUAUAGCUUGGAGGGACACGGACACGUCUACUCCAAACGCGAGGUUCACGGAAACGCUUCGUUUAAUUCUUCUAGCCAAUAUUCAUACUCUAGGGCCACUCUACGCCACCCUAUUUUACAACGAAAACAAAUAGUUCAUCUACCAAUUAACAGAUUGUCUGUAAUUGUGUAAUAAUUCUUGCGAAUAGGUGUUGCGAACCAGUCCAAAACUGACAAGUGUACAAGUAUGAUUAAAUAUCUGCUUUGUGGGUUGAUAUUUGAUCAAAUUUAGUGUUCGAUGCUUGUUAAUACAUUCUAAUAUCGAAUCUAACAAGUUGGCUAUGUAAUAAUUCUUGUGAAUAGGUCUUGCGAACCAGACCAAAACUGACAAGUGUGCAAGUAUGAUUAAAUAUCUGCUUUGUGGGUUGAUAUUUGAUCAAAUUUAGUGUUCGAUGCUUGUUAAUACAUUCUAAUAUCGAAUCUAACAAGUUGGCUAUGUAAUAAUUCUUGCGAAUAGGUCUUGCGAACCAGACCAAAACUGACAAGUGUACAAGUAUGAUUAAAUAACUGCUUUGUGGGUUGAUAUUUGAUCAAAUUUAGUAUUCGAUGCUUGUUAAUACUGCUGGCUAAUCUUCCCUAAAGUAAACAUCUAUUCGAAGUCUACGGAAUUCUCCAAGUUCAUUGCGUUGGAAUUGUACAACAACGAGUAGAGUUUGGAGGAAAUUUUUAAUAACAGCUCUAAGUACAAAAUAAAAGACAGCAUUUUCGUAUCGUAUAAAAUAAGAAACAAAACUUUUACCGAUAUUCGUAUAUAGCUAAAUAAUAUACAGUACGUAAUACGUUGCACAAAUACGCAGCUCGCUCUCCUUCUUUCAUAUUUGUUCUGCGUCUUACUGUUCGAGGUGAGCGAAAGGAACAGGAUGAAAGAGAAGACGGAAACUAUUAAGUUUCGGUUUUUAUAAAAGCACAUUCUCCUAAAUACACACGAUGAAACGAAUAUUAAUUUAACUUUUAAUCAAUAUAGGAAUGAUGUAUUAUCUAUGAUGAGCGAACUAGUUGCGCGAAUACUCUGGACGAGCGUCUCGACCCAACCGAACGAAUGAUUAGAUAUUAUGCGAUGGUUUGUUAUCCGUAUAAAUGUCUCUGACGAUUUUAAUUCGCGCUCGCUUUUAGAGAAGAAGAGAGCGUUUCGCGUGGCUCCUUCGUCGCUCGGAGCAUAAAACGCUAGUAAAAAAUGCUGAAAAUAUUUAAUUACUUUCUUUCUAUGUACAGUGCUCGUUGUAUGAAAGAUAUUCCAUCCAUGCGUGCGAAACCGGACCGUUCGACGCCGAAACGUUCCGUUUAUUCGCAUUCGAGCGCUUUCGUGACCGAGUGCUGACUUCUACGCUCUGUCAAAAAUGCUUGAUAAUGCCUUUUCGGUAUUAAUUGGCACAGCGUAGAAUCGUUAUCAAUCUUUCAUCUACAUAUAAAAGACGGUACAAUCGUUUCGUGACGCGUAAAUGAAUGUUGACGAUGACGAUAUCCAAUACAUGAUGGACAAUGAAAUAUUCUUUAAGUAUGUAACAAGUGUAUGUAAAAGAAAAAUAUUCUUUCAAGAAGACUGUCGCGUUACAUAUGUAUAUAUGUAUAUCUUAGGGUUUGUUGUGUUAGAGUAACAUUAUUUUUUUUAGUUGAGGGCUGAUUGAAAAACUGAUAAAACUUGGCUGGUCGAUUGAUACAUGCAUUUGACAUGCACGGGAAAUAUUUUUGUAAUUUUUAAUAAAUGUAAUCAGAAGAUGAAAAAGAAGAUCCAUAAAUUAUCUGACAUAUCGAGUCGUAUUUUAAAUUUGAGAUAUGUUUGACAGAACGAAUAUCUCCGAAAAUAUCGAUUUCAUGAAAAAUUUGUAUAGAAAAUUUUUUGUAGACAAUUUAAUUCUCUACAAAGAAGCUCCCUUGUAUCACUUUCGAAAAAUCGAUAUUUUACGAGUUAUUUCCGAGAAGCUUCUCUGAAAGACUUUACAUCAGGUUCAAUUAAAGAUUUUAUUUCUAGGUAAAUAAUUCGAAAAGUAUCGGUCGUACAAACUUGACUCGUAAGACCUUUUUGUAGAUAAUCUUGUGCUCUACGAAACUGCGUACUUCGAUUUUCUUAAAAUAUUCUUCAGUUCAUGAAAAAUACUCUCGAAAGGAGAGAGAAAAUUUUUGUUUUGUAAUCUACUGUAAAUUUUUCAAUCAGCAUUUGAAAAAAUUAGAAUAAUGCUCUAAAUUAACACAUCCUGAUGUAUAUAUAUAUACAUAUAUGUUUCUGUAUGAAUGCGUUCGUUUUUAAUGAAGAGAAUAAAGGGGGAACAAGAGCUGUGCGGUUCGA
Messenger RNA from Hylaeus volcanicus, 5502 nucleotides. RefSeq names its product integrator complex subunit 5 (gene omd). Gene Ontology annotation, cellular component: integrator complex. Gene Ontology annotation, biological process: snRNA 3'-end processing. Bases 506 to 3313 code for a protein of 935 amino acids. The record is from RefSeq and is a predicted model, not a curated record. NCBI's taxonomy places the organism in Eukaryota, Metazoa, Arthropoda, Insecta, Hymenoptera, Colletidae. The transcript has 9 exons.